Microthlaspi erraticum is the source of this 273-nucleotide messenger RNA. The record is from the annotation of a GenBank genome assembly. Lineage: Eukaryota; Viridiplantae; Streptophyta; Magnoliopsida; Brassicales; Brassicaceae.
AUGACCUUCCGGAUGGACCGUGCCUCUGCUGGAUUGAACCGAGCUCAAUUCAUGAGUGUCUUGUUAACGAGUCUUGGAACUCUUGAAUGGAAAGACUAUGAAGGAACAGAAGAAGAGAAGCAAGUGGCAACAUUCAUCUUAAGAAACGGAAGCUGUUUGAAGAAGGUAACCAUCUCCUCCAUAGCUACCGAUCCCAACAGAAAACUUGAGAUGCUCAAGGAAUUGUCAUCGUCACCCAGACGCUCACCUACAUGUCAGCUCAUAUUUGACUAG